Molecule: messenger RNA, 567 nt
Organism: Caenorhabditis bovis
Lineage: Eukaryota; Metazoa; Nematoda; Chromadorea; Rhabditida; Rhabditidae
Source: the annotation of a GenBank genome assembly
AUGUGCGCGGCUACUCAGAAGAGAUCGCAGUCAAACUCUGUUCCAGCCUACUUCAAGCCUGCUCCGUCGGAAAUUAACUAUGGCCGCAUGCGCUUUCUCAUUACUGAUAGACCAAGCAACUCAUCGAUUCAAAGUUACAUCGAGGAGCUUCAAAAACAUGAUGCUCGUGCUGUAGUCCGCGUUUGCGAAGCCACCUAUGAGACUAAUCCACUUCGCGCUAAUGGCAUUGAGGUGCUGGACUGGCAAUUCAGCGAUGGAUCUCCACCACCACCAGAGAUCAUCAACAAAUGGCUUCAGUUGAUUAAACAGUCGUUCAAAGAGCAUCCGCAGCAGAGCAUUGCUGUACACUGCGUUGCCGGACUCGGACGUGCUCCGGUUUUAGUGGCAUUGGCCUUGAUCGAAGCCGGAAUGAAGUACGAGGAUGCUGUGGAAAUGAUUAGAACACAAAGACGCGGUGCGCUUAAUCAAAAACAACUUCAAUUCCUCGAGAAAUACAAACCAACGGGCGAGCUUCGCAAACUUCGUUACUCGAUUGAUGGAAAACAAAAGACUUGCUGUAUUCAGUGA